Culex pipiens pallens (northern house mosquito) is the source of this 1096-nucleotide messenger RNA. RefSeq lists its product as uncharacterized. NCBI's taxonomy places the organism in Eukaryota, Metazoa, Arthropoda, Insecta, Diptera, Culicidae. The record is from RefSeq and is a predicted model, not a curated record. The coding region runs from base 510 to 1049 and encodes 179 amino acids. The transcript is spliced from 3 exons.
UUUCUGUCAAGAAGGACCGCGAGGUUAAUUUUUCAAAAUUGAGUUAAAAAUCCAUUUUAAACUCUUUGUGGUCGUACAAAGGGUCAUUGUACUCAGAAAAAUAAGCUUUAUCGCUGUAAACAAUAAUAUCAGCAAUCUAAGCUUCAUUUUAGGACCCAAUUCUCACUAACUUGGACUUCGCACUAAAUUAUUGCUAUCGAUCGCACUAUUGCGACUCGUCAAACUGGCUUGGGAAAUUUUAAUUUUCUCAAAAAAUGAUCAAAGCGAGCCGAUGUUGCUCACCUGUCAAUCGCAAUUUUAAAGUGCGAAUGUCCAGUUUGGUGGAAACUGCGACUGAAAAUGUAAAUAAACAACUGUUGGUUGCCUAGUUUUUGGAAAUUUUGUUGUCAAAAGUGCGAGAGAAAAGUGCGGGCCAAAUCCAAGUUACAGUGCAAGGAUCAAUACAUUAAAAAUUAUUUUUUGCUGAGAUUUCAUAGAAAAAUCGCACUUAUUCUGUUCACUUAUUCAAGAUGCCAAGAAGGGGAGGUAAACAAUCCAAAGAUCCCAAGUUCGUGGCCAAGCGCCUGGAGCGCAAGCAAAAGGUAGCGAUUCGCCAGAAAAAGCAGGCCCCAAUCGUGCGGAAUGCCAUGCGGAACAAAGACUGUCCCCCGCAGGAACUCCGGAAACUGUUGCGUCGAGUGCCGGACGUGCUCGCCCACAACCCGAACUUCCAGGUCGUGCGCUUCUGUCUGCCGGACUAUCCGCGCCAGUGGAUCCAGCAGGAGGAGGAGGUGGACCCGUUUGCCGCGUACAUCAACGACGCCUUCCGGGGACAGAACUACGUGCGGUGGCCGCUGGACGUGCAUUUGACCGGAGGUUACGUGCUGGUUCUGCUUCCGGACGGUCCUAGUGCAGAGUUUGCGCGCUCGUUGCUGCCCGGCUUGCAGGGUUUCUUCGGAACGGGAAUUCGAGAGCCCAGCUGGCAGGAGGUCGAGCGGUUCCACGCCAGCUGGUCCGACCGGAGCCCGGGAAUGUUUUCGCGCCACCAGAAGAGACCGCAGCAGGAUUGAAGGGGGUUAUUUGAUGAAUUUUGAUGCAAAUAAAUAGGAUUAAAGGA